UUUCGGUUGAGCAUUCUUGGCAACGUCUCGCUCAGGGAACAGCAACUGGAGGCUGCUUUUUAACCAUGUCUGGAGUCUAAUCUUAAUGUCGUUGGAGCCGGAGGACGACCCUAGUCGCAGUUUUAUGAAGAUCUUUAUUGGACUUGAAAUAACCUAAGAAGAAGGAGAAAGAGGGCUGGUCCAUCAUGGAUCAGUGAAGUGGGCCCCAUAGAACAACAGUGAUGUUUUUGGACGCUGGAGGCUGUACUGAAGACAGCACAGUGUGUGUGGGCCCCCUUCCUCUCCGUUUCUUGCAUCCCUCCUGACAUGGGAUGCCAGCCCCCUGCCCACCUGGCCUCCAUCUUGCCCUGAGCUCCCUUGGGGCACCAUGAACAGCUACAGAGACAGGGGGGUGACCUGCACCUCCUCAGACAUUCUGGACGGGGGUGGCGAAGGCGGGCUCCCGCAACACGUGCCGUUUCAUCACACCUCCAAUGGGCACCCGGUCCAUAUGGAUGCGACCAUGCAGCCGCGCAUCUCAGUGCCUAAAAUGGGGGUCCGCGCUCGGAUCGCAGAGUGGCCCCCGCGUCGGGCCCAGUCCAGAGAGUCGCUGCUUGAGAACGGUCAAAUGAGCAGCCAUCACAACGGCGACGACUGCUCCACGUCCAUGUCGUCGUCGGUGCUAUCGUCGGACGUCGGGUUGGUACGAGGCGGAGUGGCGCGGUUGCCACGGCGGUGGUCCAAAGAUGUGGAGUUCCGAGGCAGAGCGUAUUCCACUGAGAGAGGUUCACCUUUGAGCCUUCGCGUCCUCCCACCGUUGAGGCAGCGCUCCAAUAGUGAGGUGACGCUGAGUGAACAGGAUGAGAACGAGGUGGAGGUCCGUGGCGCAGGAGUGAUGGGGACCUUGUUCAGAGAGUAUGGCAGCACCUCCUCCAUCGACAUCCAGGGGAUCCCCGAGCAGAGCUUUUUCGACAUGCUCACCCAGUUCCACCAGGAGAGGCCCGACCAGCGCAGCUCAGCACCCUCGCGUCUCAGAGAGCUGCUACAUACGGCGGACUCCCAACCGACCAGCACUCCUUCGCCAGGUUCUACCCUGAGUGGGGACGAGCGAAGGAAGGAUGGAGGUGAGCGCGUGAGGAAGAAAAGCGGCGGCACGGAAUCAUCACUUGGGACAUCGUCGUUGUUCCGGAAACUUCGGAGCGCCAGUCGAGCGGAGCAGGACGGUGGUAAAGGAGAGACAAGUGAAGAUGGAGGACGGGGUUCAUCCGAUGUUCCCUACAAAGCGUGGGUUUGCCCAAAGAGUUUUGUCCACUACGACGCACAGAGUAUCCUUUUUGACCUCCACGAGGCCGCAGCUCAACGGGGCUAUGUGACCCAGAGGAGGAACACGGCUACAGGGGCAUCGGCCGCCUCCGUGUCUCUAUCUGCGUCCAGGUCCUUGGCUCUUAGCGGGAAUGAACACAUAUACGCCAGCAUUGAGGAUUUAACUCUGGGCCUAGACCCUAGCACAACCACUCCCUCUAUGGUCGUGGACCCUACGGACGUUCCUCCCAGAGCCUACAGCUCAAGUCCGCUGCUCCUCAGCUGCCCCCACUUCCUCAACGAGACGGGGGGCCACGGGGAACGGAACAUCAGCUUCCUCAGCUCAUCAGCGGAGCGAGGAGAAGGAGGAAGAGAUGGAGUGAUGGGUUGGUUGAGGAGAUGUAACGCCAGCGUGUCCGUGGUGGAGACACCUAUUGAACAGCAGGUCACGAGACUGGAAAGACUGAAAGAGUACAGCAUAGAGCAUGUUGAUCUGGGGGCUAGGUACUACAGAGACUACUUCCAUGGGAAAGAACAUGCAAAUUACUUUGGUACCGAUGAAAAGCUGGGUCCCGUGGCCGUGAGCAUCCGCAGGGAGAAACUAGAUGACACCAAAGAUCUGAAGGACCAGUAUCAGUACCGCCUGAUCGUGAGAACCAGCGAGCUGGUGACACUGCGAGGGUCCAUCUUGGAGGACGGGGUGGCCUCGACAGGGAGGCAUGGCACGGUGCGUGGCCUGCCCCUCAAGGAGGUCCUGGAGCAGGUGGUCCCUGAAUUCAGCGUCUCAUGUUUGAGACUUGCGGUCGGCACUCCUAAGGUCACGGAGCAACUUCUUAAGCUGGAUGAACAAGGGUUAAGUCAGAAGCACAAGGUGGGUGUUCUGCUGUGCCGUGCGGGCCAGAGCACCGAGGAGGAGAUGUACAACAAUGAGGAGGCGUCGCCCGCCUUCUCGGCCUUCCUGGAGCUGUUGGGCGAGCAGGUGCUCCUUAAAGGUUUCAGCAAAUACGCCGCACAGCUCGACACAAAGACCGAUUCUACCGGCACCCACUCCCUGUACACCGCUUACCAGGGCUAUGAGGUCAUGUUCCACAUAUCCACCAUGCUGCCGUACAUGCCCAACAACCCACAGCAGCUUCUAAGAAAGAGGCACAUUGGGAACGACAUUGUCACUAUCAUCUUUCAGGAGCCGGGAGCAUUGCCGUUCACCCCUCAGAAUAUUCGCUCACACUUCCAGCACGUUUUUGUCAUUGUCCGUGUACACAACCCCUGUUCGGAAAACACCUGCUACAGUGUUGCUGUCACAAGAAUGAAGGACGUGCCUCCUUUUGGCCCACCCAUCCCGAGCAGCGUCACCUUCCGAGACUUGGACACUUUUCGGAACUUCCUGCUGGCCAAAAUCAUCAACGCGGAAAAUGCGGCGCACAAGUCUGAGAAGUUCCACACCAUGGCGACCCGGACGAGGCAGGAAUACCUGCGCGACCUGGCCGAGAACUACGUCAGUAGCACCCCCAUGGACUCCACCGGCAAACUGAACAACCUCAUCUCCCUGGCAUCAAAAAAACGUGAGCGCUCAAAAGCACGAGACGUGGCUGAGUUAGGGGCUGCUGGGGCCGUCGCAUGGAGGGUCCUGGCCCAGGACUUUAGUGGCGGUGGUGCUGAGCUCCCCUGCGCCCUGGGAUUUUCUGCCGAAUACAUCCUGUUGAUGGACUGCUCCACCAAAGAGGUGGUGUUCAACUGCUUCUGCGCCGACGUGAUCGGCUGGACUGCUGAGCGCUUGGCCUUGAAGAUCUUCUACGGCAGAGGCGACCAUAUUGCCGUGCGGGUGCCUGAGGGCUGCGCACAGGACAUCAGGGAAAUGGUCCAGAGGUUGAAGUCACUAACUGUGGGAUGUGAGACAGUGGAUAUGACACUGAGGAGAAACGGACUGGGUCAACUGGGCUUCCACGUGCGCUUGGACGGCACUGUGGCCGAGGUGGAGGAGUACGGGUUUGCCUGGCAGGCGGGCCUGAGGCAGGGCAGCCGCCUGGUGGAGAUCUGCAAGGUCGCCGCGGUGACGCUAACUCACGAGCAGAUGAUUGACCUGCUGAGGACGUCGGUCACGGUCAAAGUGGUCAUCAUCCCCCCAUACGAAGAGGGCGGGCCGCGGAGGGGCUGCACAGAGGAGCACGAGAUGAAGACCAUGGAGCAGAAGCCUGAAGCUGAGCCUUUGGCCGCGGGCUACCGACCCUCCCCUCGCACGGGUUGGCGCUGGGACAGCCCGCCCGUCCCUCAGGGGCUGCACGGCACCCCCAACCCGCAGCGGUGGGCCCCCAUGGGCCCCCCACCACCGCCUCUGCGUUCCUCCCACAAGACAUUAAUGCCUGUUCCUUACAGGGAGCCUCAGCACUUCAACUCCAAGAGGCCGGUCAGCUACCCAGAGAACCACUACAACAUAUCUCCUGCAGGGGGUGACAGAGUGCUGCCUUACAGAAACCCCUCAGCCAGCUUCUCAUCGCCCUCCUCGGGCCUGGUGGGCCUCUCCACCAUGGGGCCGCCCGGAAUCACACCGGGGCCCUUUGUGCGCUACAAACAUUCGCCUGACAGUGUCUAUGACUAUGGUCAGCAUGUUGCACUCUUUUGUGCUCCGUGCAGAUACGGCACAGGACAGCGCUCCCUGCUGCCCUAUGAGCCCCACCUCAGCAUAGACAUCGUGUCCAGUGGAGAAUCGUCGUCGGGAUUCACCAGUCAGGAGAGCACCAUGGAGCGCUGCAAAACGGAACCCCUCUGGCAUGUUCCAGCUUCGUCGUCCAGGGUGCAGGCUGGUGGAGGAGGAGGAGGUCAGAGGAGACUGAGACAGGAUGUCCAAGGGAAAGACUCUCCAAACAGACACUCAAAGGGUGAGACUCAAUACUCCAGCCACUCCAGCAGCAACACGCUGUCCAGCAACGCCUCCAGCAGCCACAGCGACGAGCGCUGGUCCGACGGAGGACCCGCAGGCGACAGGGGCAACGGGGGUUUCCCCGGCGAUUCCGCAGAGGUAGAUCCGGACCCUCUCAACAAGGGCGGAUCCAACGACAGCGGCAUCGAUGCGCCAGCCCAUUACAACAAUCACAACAGUCGCCACGUUUCCGGCGGCCAGCCCCACAAACCCUCGCACGGCGCUGUCGCCUACAACCAGGAGGUAUCUGUGGGAAGGAGUAGUGGCGGCAGGGGGGACGCCAAAAGACGGGAGUCGUCACCCGGCACUUCGGCUGCGGCCAGUCAGAACAAAGGGUACCGCACUCGGACGUUCCCGCCUCCUGGAUCCAGUGCUGAAAAAAUGGAUGCUUUCAAACCAAGAGCCUACACACCUCAGGGUUACAAGACACCCACGGUGGACAAAGCACGGCCCAUCCGCGCCUCGACCACUACGCCCACUUCGGCCCACCUGAUCUCCGCCCCUCUGUCUAGCUCCGCCCCCAAGGCCUUUUACGGAAAGAGCAGACAAAGUGACUGGCAGCCUGAAGAUGUCAGCCCGUCGCCUUCCAAUGCAAAAACUUCGUCCAGCUCUGACAACAGCAACAGCAAGACUCAGGUGGACAUCAAUUCAAAGAACGUGUUCGGACAACCGCGACUGCGAGCGUCGCUGAGAGACCUGCGCUCUCCGCGGCGGACGUACAAGAGCACCAUCGAGGAUGACCUGAAGAAACUGAUCAUCAUGGACAACCCCGGAGAGUCUCCGCAUCGGGAACCAUCCCCCAGGCGUACGCUGCAGCGCACCUUUUCCGACGAGUCUCUGUGCAGCGGUCGCAGGGACGCCAGUUUCGCCAUCUCUGAAAAUCAGUCGGCCCCCAUGGACAUGCUCUUCACGUGCACUCUGCCCACACGCAAGCACUCUGCCUCCUCCAACCACACGGAGCCCAAGAAGGUCCCGCUCUCUGCGUCGGAGCUGUCCCUAACUGAGGUGAGAGACAAAGUCCCCCCGCUGAGGAGGCUGGACCCCGGACUCAUGCCCCUGCCUGACACUGCCUGUGGACUGGAGUGGUCCAGCCUGGUCAAUGCUGCCAAAGUCUACGAAGCACAAAGAGCCGUGUCACUCUUCUCUCUAACCGAGACACGAGGAGGCGGCGUGGACAUGAGGCCGGCCAGCAGUCCUGUGCCGUUUCCCACUCCUCAGACGCCACGGACCACACCCACCUUAAGCAGCGACGAGGUGCCCAACGAUUUGUCAGGGCGUCUCCACCAUCUGGAGGUGAUGUUCAAACAGCUCAACAAUGACCUAGAGAAAGAGAAGCAUGACAAGGUGGCGCUCCUGGCCGAGAUGGCCAACCUGCGUGAGAACAACCAGCGUCUGCAGGAGGAGAGCGUGACAGCCAGCGAGCAGCUACGCAAGUUCAACCGACUCUUCGGCGGCCACCCAGGCGAGGGCGAGCAAGCUGAGGACCCCACCACGCAUCAGGUGCCACCCAAGAGGGAGUGAACGUGACUGGACUGGACAAGACUGGACUGCCUUAAAACUGGAAACAUUUCCCCGAACCUUGCCGCACCCCUCUGAGCCUCAUAUUUUUCUAAAUCUCUGAUGUAUGGUUCCUACGCUAGAGUAGACUUUUUCAUUCACCUGGAGAGGCCUAAACACUGUUCCUGCAAGCAAAUCAGCCAAAAACACCAUGAUCGACUACAUCUCCCACAAUGCACUAGAAGUCCCGGAAGUGCUACACAGUCUUAGGUAAUGUAGAUAAGAUGCCUGUGAGGUACUCACCAAUGUAUAAUCUAUAUUGUAGUCAUAUUGUUGGUGGGUAUGUUUAUACGACAACAGCUGGGUGACAAACUAGUUUACGGCUAACUCAUGACCCCUCACCGUUUACACGGAGGACCUUUUCGUACUGGAGAUAUUUGUAAUGCGUAGAGUUCCUAGCAGUGGUACGAGUAUGGACGUUUUAAAGAAAACACUGCGCAUUGCCUCCUAAACUCACUUGCUAACAACACAUCACCUUUAAGCUUGUCUGCUAGCGUCUUCUAUGGCUUUGAGCGCUAACUAGCCACCUGGCUGAUUAGCAUUUCCCGCCAAUGGCUGGUUAUCCUUUUUAAGCAUUCAACUAACACACAACAGCAAUGCUAAGUUGGUGUUUAUUAAUGUUUUCUAUGGCUUUGCAUGCUAGCUAGCUCUACGCUAAUUGGGAUUUCUCCUUAAUGUCUUAUCCUUUAGAACGUGAGCUGAGUUGGUGACUUUUAGUUUUCUAUGGCUGGAGCACUAGCCUAGCUUGCCUGGCUAAUUAGCAUUUCUUGCUAAUGUCUUAUCAUCCUUUUUAUCAUUAAGCUAAGUGGGUGACUAAUAGAAUUUUUCUAUGAUUUCAGUGCGAACAGCCUGGCUAAUUUUCGCCUAUUUCACAUAAUUAGUUAUGAGUGGUAAUUAGCAUUUUGCGCUUAUGUCUCAUUGUCCUUUUUAUCAUUGAGCUAACGUGUCACCGCAAAGCUUAAAUGGUUGACUUAUUGCAUUUUCUAUUAUAUGAGCGCUAAUUAGCAGCUUGGCUAAUUUCCUGCUAAUGUCUCAUCAGUCUUUUAAUCAUUGAGCUAAGCGAGUGACUAACUUUAUCUGUAGCUUGGAGUGCUAAUGAGCCUUUCCUGCUAAUGUCUCACCAUCCUUAUCAUUAAGUUAACACAUUACCACAAAGCUAAGUCGGUGACUUUUUGCAAUGUUCUGUUGCUUUGAGUGACAAUUAUUUGCCACUAAUCAUCCUCCUUAUAAUUGAGCUAACAACACAAGCCCUUUUUUUUUUCUCUCCAACUUCUCUAGACAUUAUGCUAAAGUAAGCUUGCCUAACUGUUGCGUCCUACUAAAAAAAGUGUUAUUCUACUUGAUCCAGAAAGUGCAUAUAUAUUUUUUCUUCGUAGAAUUACAAGAUAUUUGUAUACUCGUCUUUGUAUAAAAAUCUCAAAUUGUACUUCUAUCAUUUACUGUAAAUGUGGGAGACAAAAUGCACCCCCCCACCCCUCCAGUCUGUGAAAAAAACAUUAUUUAUAUACUGUUGAUCUAUUUUUCAUACAACACGACAAGUUUGUGGUUCACAGUUGACGGUACUUUUUGAUAAUUCCGAUAAAACUGACUGGAACUGUUGAAUACUUGGCUCAGGUUCCUCAUGAUGCUGGACCUAAACGCUACACCACCACAGGUACUGUUAAAGGAAAAAAAAAUUGCGCUCUUUAUUCGCCAUUGUGGCUUUCCCUUUAAGGCUUCUUCUCGCUGGAAAUGAGUGAAGUUGAGUUUGCUGUGUAACAUUUUUGAAUGGUUUGAUGGUGGUUGAGCGAAGGCAGAUUAAGUCUUAAAUCAGGGGUGGGAAACCUAAUCUGACCCAAACUCAAAUGAUCUGUUCUGAAAAACCCAAAAACAAUAAAACCACACACGCACAUCAUUUUACCAUAGUUUGGGUUCCCCAUCCCUGCUUUAAGUUACUCGAUUAUUCCUACAUUGAGGUGUCUGAAAGUCAUGUUUUUGUUCAUGUAAAGUUUUUUUUUUUUUUUUAAAUAUAUAUAAUUGCUUGUUUUGUGUAUAAUGAAGCUAUUUAUAGCCUAUAGUGAUCCACGUUGAACAAAUCAGUAAUGGUAAUAUUGUAUAAUGUUCCUUUCUAGAUGUUUUGAUAAUUUAUUUUUUGGUUGUAACAACAGUGAGGAGAGGGUACUCGGUUUUUAUUGUCUUCAUCGUUGCUCUGGGCUGUAAUAAGUGUAUAUUUACAGUGUAAAUUAUGUUUUCAUUUUAUACAAAAUUAAAGUGAAUUAUCUCA
Messenger RNA from Phycodurus eques (leafy seadragon), 8018 nucleotides. RefSeq names its product signal-induced proliferation-associated 1 like 3 (gene sipa1l3). NCBI's taxonomy places the organism in Eukaryota, Metazoa, Chordata, Actinopteri, Syngnathiformes, Syngnathidae. The record is from RefSeq and is a predicted model, not a curated record. Gene Ontology annotation, molecular function: GTPase activator activity; protein binding. Gene Ontology annotation, biological process: regulation of small GTPase mediated signal transduction; establishment of epithelial cell polarity; epithelial cell morphogenesis. Gene Ontology annotation, cellular component: Golgi apparatus; cytoplasm; plasma membrane. The coding region runs from base 368 to 5719 and encodes 1783 amino acids. The transcript is spliced from 23 exons.